AUCGGAAGGAGUCACUGAAUGUUUCCUGUUGUAAAUGAUGCACCCUAUGCUUAUAACAAUUUUGACCUCGGUAUUUUUAAAAUCCGACACCCCGCCAUCUCCCCGCCCCCAUCAUUUUGAAAGUGAAACCAACUCGUCAACGCAAAUCACGAUAAAGGGGAGGCAAAGCCGAAUAUCAAGCGAAUAUUCAAUAUUUUCUGACCCACAAGGGUGAUGGCGUCGUAUGUGGUGGCGGUUCUCCUUUUCCAGCAGUUCAUCACCGUUUUCGGUAGCUUUUCAGUGACUGUGCCCCAACAGCCAAUACUGGCCCCUGUUGGCAGCUCAGUUACUUUGCCUUGCUCAAUAGCCCCUGCAGGUAGUGCUGAGGGCUUUGAGGUUCGCUGGUACCGACCCAACGCCUUCACAAAACCAGUGCUGCUCUACCGAGACAAACAGGUCCAAAAUAAUGAUCAGGACUCGCAGUACAGUGGCCGGGUUUCUCUUGACUUGGGGGGCCUAAAAGAAGGUCUUAUGUCCCUACAUCUGAUUAAUGUGACAGUAGAAGACACGAGUGACUACAAUUGCUAUGUUAGCAGUAAUGUAAAUUAUGAAAGUGGGACCGUAUUGCUCAAAGUGUCUGCACUGGGUGCCCCUCCAGUGAUGUCAGUGAGCCCAGUUAAUGGCAAUGACUGGAAUGUUAGCUGUGAGUCCAAAGGUUGGCACCCAAAACCGGACCUGUGGUGGUCAGACUCUCGGGCAUCUACCCUUCAGCACAACCAUCUGCAGUAUAAAGAGGACAACCAUGGGAUGGUGUCUGUCCAGAGUUGGAUCUUAGUGUCACCUGCUUUCUCUGGUUUGCUGUCCUGCACCAUCUCCCUCCAGGGUGGUGAGAACCGCGAAGGAAGGAUAGCACUGAGAGAUACUAUGCUUCAGUCUGUGGCAGGACCAUGGAAACCAGCCUUCAUCGUUACAAUUUUAAUUUUUCUCCUGUCGAUCAUCACUGCUGUCCUGUGGUUCAUCAAGUUUAGGAAAAGAGAGUCAAGAACUCGGAAAACAAUAGAAGUAGAGAAAACAGAGCCAGAUGGUAUGGAACCCCAAAAAGAAACAGUCCCACUUCUUGCACCAGAGGAUAUGAAAUCAGUAGAAGGUGACCUGAUUCCAGAAAAUGAUUUGGCGAAAAUGAAAGCAGCAGAAGUGGACAUUAUCCUGGACAAAGCCACAGCUCAUGGUGGGCUGAUGAUUGUUCAAGACAAGAUAGUCCGAGAUGCCAUGAAAGACAAUGUCGUGGACAGCGCCGUUGACAGUUCCAAGUUCACUCAUCACACUUGUGUCCUUGGAAAGAAUCCCAUAAACUCAGGUCAAUCGUACUGGGAAGUUCAGUUAUGGGGUGAAAAUGUACCCCUGAAAGAGUCAUGGAGUGUGGGCUUGGCCUUGGCAACAGCGAACCGUCAUACUGACAGGCCACUCAUUUCCAGUGAGAACUUCUGGGUCCUCUCCUUAAGGGAAGGGAGACUCCGUGUCAGUACCGACCCUGCUGUUGAACUUCCUGUGCGACAGAAGCCGCAGAUACUGGGGGUGUUUUUAGAAUAUGAUGAAGGUCGGCUGUCCUUCAUUAACGUUACUGAGAAAAAAUAUAUAUUAACCAUUUCAACAAAAUUCAGUGGAGCGGUUUAUCCUCUGUUUGAUCCAAAAAAGGGCGACAAGGCCCCUAUGAAGAUCCUAAGCAAAAAAAAAUAUUAAUUUUAUUAUAAAAAUUAUAAAGGUGGUUUUCUGUAAAACACAAGAAUGCAUUUGAGAAUAUCCUCUUUGGAGAUGAAAACCUUUUUUCCACUAAAUGCUAAUGUUCUGACUUACCUGUCUAGUCUCCCUGAUGGGUCAAGUAAAAAUAAAAUUAGAGGUUAAUUCUGCUAAUAACCCUGCAGAGGGUUAAUCUGUUUUCCAAACAGACAACAAUCAUGCAAAGUUCAGUUUGUUUUCAUGCGUCACGCAAAAAAGCUGUAAAAUGGGACAGCUGGAGCACACAGUGUUGAUAUACAUACAUGAAUUUACAUACAUAUGAAACUGCAUGAAUACAGGAUCCGUGUACAGUUUAGCUAUUGUAGGGUCAGUGUGACGUCUGUCCUACUGCUGUUUGACAUACGAUGAACUUUACUAACCUUAAUUUAUAUUAUUUUAAAGCAACUUACCUGUCUAGUCUCUCUUUCUAAAUUGUUCAAGUAUACAAGUACUGUCCUUUCAGUUAUUUGAGUAAUUAUACAUUAUGUACAGUGAUACCUCGACCCACGAACAGUCCUGUUCACGAACCAGAUGUUAUGAACCAGAUGUUCAAAAAAAAAUUUUCUACCGGCUCGCGAACUGUGUUUCAGGGGGCAAACACACCCGCGAAGAAGUGUACAUUAUUCCCAAGAACGGUUGUGGAAUGUAUAAAAAACUCGUUGUAGAUGUAUGUCUUUAUUAUAUCUCUUCAGAGGUCGAAUAUCUGAAAAAAGAAAAAAAUAGAGAACAUUCUGUUACAGUGGUAUCUUUCAGUGAUUAAUAAACAUGUUUGUGAUGAUUUUUAACCACAUAUCUAUACAUAAAAUUACAGUACUUCAUUAAUAACAUAAAUUAAGUAACUUUAAUUUAAAUGUUACAUUCUCCAUUCACACAUAGUGGCAACUGCGUAUUGUUUGUUUACAGUAUAAACAAAGUUCAUUCAAUGCGUGGCAUCACAAAAUAAAAUAAAAAAAUGUUUAGGGAUAUGUACAGUAUAAUAAAAAAAAUACUGUAUCGUAUGCUCAGUACAUCGAUCCGCCUUCCGUAAACGUAUGUUCUCUCCCUUUUUUGCUCUUUAAGGUUAGUUUAAUUUAAGUCUAUAUUCUUGGUCACAGAAAAACAAAAAAAAAAUUUAAAAUCAGUGUUUCUGAGGUUUGAACGAAUUAUUUGUGUUUACAUUAUUUUAAAUGCUAAAAAUCGAUUCAGGUCGCAAACUGAGUCCUCUAACGAAUUAAGUUCGUGAGCCGAGGUAUGACUGAAAACCUGUUUAAGCUAUGUGAAUAUGGUUACUGGUUUUAACAUUUCUGUGUAAUAUUAUAAGUUGUCAAAGGGAAGAUAAUCUGUGCCAGUACUUUGUAGUUAGCAUUGCAGAAUUUUUUAUUAAACUGCAUUUCAUGAAAGAAAAA
Messenger RNA from Brienomyrus brachyistius, 3140 nucleotides. Its product is annotated as butyrophilin subfamily 1 member A1-like. The coding region runs from base 214 to 1719 and encodes 501 amino acids. The transcript has 12 exons. NCBI's taxonomy places the organism in Eukaryota, Metazoa, Chordata, Actinopteri, Osteoglossiformes, Mormyridae. Gene Ontology annotation, molecular function: protein binding. The record is from RefSeq and is a predicted model, not a curated record.